AUGUAUGUCAAUUGUCGAGCUGUGAAUCAUAUCACUAUCAAGUAUCAACAUCCUAUUCCUUGCCUUGAUGAUAUGCUUGAUGAAUUAUGUGGUGCGGAACAUGAGGAGCAUUUGAGAAAUGUUCUUGGCACAUUGAGAAGAGAAAGGUUGUUCGGUAAUUUACAGAAAUGUGUAUUUUCUACUGACAAGCUUACAUUCCUUGGUUUCAUUAUUAGUGCCCAGGGUGUAGAAGUCGAUCCUGAAAAAGGUAAAGACAAUGUUGAAGCAGAUGCCUUAUCCACAGAUUUAUAUGCCAUUGACCCCGAUUUUGGUGAAAGAUAUAUGUCAUGUGAAAAAGGUACAUACAAGAAGUUUUAUAGAUAUGAUGGCUAUCUUUUCAAAGAAGGAAGAAUUUGCAUUCCUCAAGGGUCAAUUCAAGAAGUCCUUGUUCAAGAAGCACAUUAA
Hibiscus syriacus is the source of this 444-nucleotide messenger RNA. RefSeq lists its product as uncharacterized. The transcript has 4 exons. Lineage: Eukaryota; Viridiplantae; Streptophyta; Magnoliopsida; Malvales; Malvaceae. The coding region runs from base 1 to 444 and encodes 147 amino acids. The record is from RefSeq and is a predicted model, not a curated record.